CCGUCCUGGUGACUGCCAUGGGCUCAUUCCCUGGGUCUCCUCGUUCAUUUCUGCUGCUCCUUCUCCUGCAAAUGCUCGGUGCCAAAGGCCAAGAUUUGGAAGUUCUCCAGCCCCCAGGACCCUUGUGUGUGUCAGCGGGAGAGAACCUCAUUCUGACAUGUACAGUAAGCGGAAAUGGUCCACCAGGAGGCGUGAUAUGGCACAAGGGCUUGGGCAGAAACCAACCCACCAUUUUCAGUGGAAGAGGACAAUCUCCCCCCCGUGUGACCAGGGUUGUUCCUGGAUCACAAACAGACUUCACCAUCCUCAUCAGGAACAUCCGACCUGAGGAUGCUGGAACCUAUUACUGUGUGAAGUACAGGGCAGGAGCCCGAGACAUAGAAUAUAAAUCAGGAGGGGGCACUGAGGUUUCUGUGAUUGAUCAUUUUCUGCUGUCCUCCUUCGGUCUUUUUAUCGGACUUAUUCUGGCCAACAAGCUUAUUGUUCUCGCCCCUUUCCUCAUAUACCUCUUCCUCAAAAAAUAACGUGGCAAGACAAACCUGAGAAACAGCUGUGAGCACCUAGGGACAGGAGCUGGAGGAGACCUUCCUAGAACUUGUCUACAUCUCAAGGUGCUGGCACGGGUGAACAAAGACCUAUGCGGUUGGGGGGCCAGGAUAUAUUGGAGAUCGUCUCACCCCUUACCAUCUCAUGAGAUCCAUUCUGCACAAUGUGGGAAUGGCGCCAGCUACCUUUGAAACUUCCUUCCAUCAUGUAUCAGAAAGGCACCCUCCAUAGUGCCCAGGGGCGUACCCAGAAUCAAAACUGGGGGGGGGGGCAAGCCAUGGUCGUUCAGGUUGUGACAUUUCAGCACGGAAAAGGCGAAUGAAACCAAAAUUUUAAGAAAAUUAUAUAUAAUUAUAGGAGAGGCAACUCUGGCUUACUUUCCUUUUUGGAAAAGAGGUUCAGAGAUAAAAUAAACCAGCGAUCGGAAAUAAAGCAACUGGGGAGAAUUGGACGUGUACAAGUCGGUGCGCACGCACGCGCACGGGCAGCCCAGAAGGAGCGAGGUCUCACCAUUGCAGGGAGAGCAGCCCGGACGCCCCCACCAUGGUCCCCGCUGCCCCGCUGCUCACGUGGUCGGCUGCAUCUGCUCUGCAGUGGUUCUUCACGCCGUCAUCUCCUCCGGAUAGAGGCGAAGCGGGUGUCUCGCAUGGCGGG
This is a messenger RNA of Zootoca vivipara (common lizard), 1200 nucleotides long. Lineage: Eukaryota; Metazoa; Chordata; Lepidosauria; Squamata; Lacertidae. The record is from RefSeq and is a predicted model, not a curated record.